CCCGGUCCAGCAAGCCUUCGCCUGGCGAUAGCCCCGCCCACGAAGAGGAGGGGCGUCCUGGGACCCCGCCCGCCAGCGGGCGUGGCCUGCGGCGCGCGGGAAGCGGCAGGCGGUGGCAGCUCCGUGCGGACAGGUCCCUGCAGCCUCCCUUUGCCCGGCGGAGACCUGCGAGGAUGAAAGUGAUAACGUGUGAAAUCGCCUGGCACAACAAGGAGCCAGUGUACAGCUUGGACUUCCAGCAUGGGGCAGCCUGGAGGAUCCACAGGCUGGCGUCCGCGGGGGUGGACACGGCCGUCAGGAUCUGGAAGGUGGAGAAGGGGCCAGAUGGGAAAGCCAUCGUGGAAUUUCUCUCCAAUCUUGUUCGGCACACCAAAGCUGUCAAUGUUGUACGCUUUUCUCCAACUGGGGAGAUUUUAGCAUCUGGAGGUGAUGAUGCUGCCAUUCUGCUGUGGAAGAUGAAUGACAGCAAGGAGCCGGAGCAGAUCGCUUUUCAGGAUGACGAUGAGGCGCAGCUGAACAAGGAGAACUGGACCGUGGUAAAAACCUUGAGGGGCCACUUAGAAGAUGUGUAUGAUAUUUGCUGGGCAACUGAUGGUAAUUUGAUGGCCUCUGCCUCUGUGGAUAACACAGCUAUCAUAUGGGAUGUCAGUAAAGGACAGAAGAUUUCCAUUUUCAAUGAACAUAAAAGUUACGUACAAGGAGUAGCCUGGGACCCUUUGGGCCAGUACGUUGCGACCCUGAGUUGUGACAGGGUGCUGCGGGUCUACAGCGCCCAGAAGAAGCGUGUGGCUUUCAAUGUCUCAAAGAUGCUGUCUGGCCUGGGGCCUGAAGGCGAGGCCCGGAGUUUCCGCAUGUUUCACGAUGACAGCAUGAAGUCGUUCUUCCGAAGACUCAGCUUCACUCCGGAUGGUUCUUUGCUCCUCACUCCAGCUGGGUGUAUGGAAUCCGGUGAAAACGUGACAAACACGACCUACGUGUUCUCCAGAAAACAUCUGAAAAGGCCUGUCGCCCACCUUCCGUGUCCAGGGAAAGCCACACUCGCUGUCCGCUGCUGUCCUGUCUACUUCGAGUUGAGGCCGGUGGCGGAAACAGAGGAGCCCAGCCCCGAGCUGGUGAGCCUGCCCUACCGGGUGGUGUUCGCCGUGGCCUCCGAGGACUCCGUGUUGCUGUAUGACACGCAGCAGUCUUUCCCGUUCGGCUACGUGUCUAACAUCCAUUACCACACCCUGAGUGACAUUUCCUGGUCCAGCGAUGGGACCUUCCUGGCCAUCUCCUCCACGGAUGGUUACUGCUCCUUUGUGACCUUUGAGAAGGGUGAACUUGGCGUACCUUUGGAAGAGAAGCCAGUCUUGAGCAUAAGAACUCCCGAUGCUGCAAAGAAAACCAAGAACCAGACACACCAGGGAUCUUCGCCAGGAUCCAGACCCCUGGAAGGAGCCGGCCGAGCCCCAGACCCCAGCAGCCCCUCUACCACCCCCUCACCGACCACACGCUCUCCAGCCCCACCUGCCCUCAAGGACAGCCCCUCAGCCACUCCUGCUGGCAAAGGCUCCCUGCCACGGCCUGCUGAAGAGAAGACCCUGCAGCCUACUAGUCAAAACACAAAAGCUCCCCAACCCCGGAGGGUCACGUUGAACACACUGCAGUCCUGGAGCAAGACAGCCCCCCGGAGAAUAAACUUAACACCGUUAAAGGCAGACGACGGGCCAGCCCCACCACCUGCCAGCGGAGAUGCCCCCUCCACAGCUGGGGCUCAGCCAGAGAUGCCUGGAGAGCCCCGGGAUGAGUCCCCCACACUGAAAAGACCCAGAGUUGAGGAACAUGAAGGGGGUCCCCAAAGCCUGAGUCCUGAUGAGGCUACCAAGUCUGCUUGAGGCCUGCUGGGGCAUAUGUGCACAGGAGCAAGUCCCAAGAUGCUGAGGCUGCUGUCGGUGAUAUUAGCGGAAUAAAGUCCUGAACUGAUUCCCAUA
Molecule: messenger RNA, 1970 nt
Organism: Meriones unguiculatus (Mongolian gerbil)
Lineage: Eukaryota; Metazoa; Chordata; Mammalia; Rodentia; Muridae
Gene: Chaf1b
Product: chromatin assembly factor 1 subunit B
Exons: 14
Coding region: 174-1874 (566 amino acids)
Biological process (GO): nucleosome assembly; DNA replication-dependent chromatin assembly
Cellular component (GO): CAF-1 complex; nucleus
Molecular function (GO): protein binding
Source: RefSeq, a predicted model, not a curated record